Messenger RNA from Paramecium pentaurelia, 697 nucleotides. NCBI's taxonomy places the organism in Eukaryota, Ciliophora, Oligohymenophorea, Peniculida, Parameciidae. The record is from the annotation of a GenBank genome assembly.
AUGAAAAUGAAGAAAAUUUUUCCUUCAAAUACUUAAAACUAUAACUCUGUUCCUUAAUUCGAAUAAGAUAAUACAACUGUACUUAGAAUGUAUCAAUCAACUAUUUCUAAACCUCCACUUUCCGUAGUUCCAAGCGAGGCCAGUCAAACUUACUACUAAAUUAUAGAAAAAAAUAAAUUAUAAUACCUUGAUUACUAUAAUCAAUUCAAUGAAAUGAGAUUCAUGGAAAAUAUGGCAGGUUUUUUGAAUUAAUAACUUAAGGCUUAAAAUCAAAACAGUAAAAAUAAGUUCUUUUAGAAAAUUUUCUCAAUAUGUUUGAUGAUAUGAUCUCUUGCCUAAUUGUUAUAUAAAAUACUUUGCUUCUCAUUAACUUUGAUCUACCUGAUUUUCAAUAACUUUAUAAUGUAUCUCCAAGCACAAUGGCAGACAUAUUAUUUAAAGAUAUUAAAGUAAGAUAUUCAUAUUCAACUGUUAUUAGACAUUAGAAGGACUUCAUUUAGAAAUAUAAUUCUCUUCGUCUCUUCGAUUUUUAGAAACAGUUUUAGAGGCACUUGAAUUCAAUCCAGACCACUCUAAUAAAAUUCAUCAAUUAGAUGUUAAAUAAUGGUCUCAAAAGUGUUAUAAUCAUCUCAAUAAUUUUAUGAUUGCUCAAUAAUAAAUAAAAAAUUCUUAACGAUCCUGUUGUUGUUUUAAAUGA